Messenger RNA from Carassius auratus (goldfish), 1461 nucleotides. RefSeq lists its product as uncharacterized. The transcript has 7 exons. The coding region runs from base 285 to 899 and encodes 204 amino acids. The record is from RefSeq and is a predicted model, not a curated record. NCBI's taxonomy places the organism in Eukaryota, Metazoa, Chordata, Actinopteri, Cypriniformes, Cyprinidae.
GCGCGAGGACAGAACAAAGGACCACGUGCUCCACGCUCACGCCAAGAUCAAGCGCAGCGUGCACGCGCGUCACAUAGCCUCCGGCACACGCCCGCGGUUUCAAAAGCAGAGCGCCCCGAUGUCCAGCUCACGCCAGGCACAUUGGACACUUUGCAAGAUUUCCUAGAGUAAAAGUAUCUCCAGAUGUCAUAAGAGAGUCCAGCUCAGUGAAGAUCAGCUGUGAGACAGAACCACGUGUUUCAGUGAUUGAAUGUCACUUCUUCAUAAACAGAGAAGAGAAGAAAAUGAAAAGCAGUUCAUCAUGUGAGCUGGAUCUCACUGGUGCUGAAGUGUUCAGAUGGGCAUCUGUAAAAUCACCUGAAUCACUCAACAUUAUCUGCUACACAACAUUACAUGCGCUAGGCUCAAUCAUAUCAUCUCCUGAAUCUGAUCCUGUCACAGUGACGGUUCGAGUUUCAACAUCAACAACCACUGAACAAACAACUACAACAGCCAUGGAAACCUCAUUAACUGUGAUGUCCACUUCUGAAGCCACAACAUACAGUAAAACUGCAGAUCUCCAAACCAAGAUAAACCUGCCAACCAUUACAGGAAAGGAAAACAGAAAAGUUCAUUCACUCUCUCUCAAUGGCUCAUGGUUUCCAGUAGUGCUGGUUUUCACUGGUAUUGGUUUAUUUCUGCCUGGACUCAUAGGAUUCAUCUGUCUGUGCCGCUUUACCAGUUCUGCUGAUGUUCUCACAGAGGUGAACUACGUCUCCUGCCAGAUGGAAACAACAUCUCUUUUAACUUCCUCUGUGUGCUCCUCAAAAAUGUUAAAUGUAAAUGAAAGCAACUGUGAGUCAUCUGUGGAGUUCAGUAAUGCUGAAUCAGUAAUAUUAAGAAAUUUUACAUCUAAUUAAUGCAGUUUUUAAAAUACCUUUUAAAUCAAAUAUGGGAAUAUAGACUGUACAUGUAAACAAAGUUUCAGAAAGUUGAAAAAUUUUACAAAAUUAGCAUAGUGACUUCUUUAUGUUGUACUAUUUUCUCUGUCAGUUGUCUGAUCAAUGAGCAACUAAACUGCUUAAAUUUUGUAAGCAUGUUUUAUGCAUUAUUGAGCAAACAUGUAAACAAUAAAGUCACUAAAGUGAAUAAUGACACAGUCUUAAUUUGAUACUAUGAUCUAGUCUUUUUCAACUGUAUAUAUUGCAUAUCUGUCAUCUGUAAGAGUGUAGCUGUACAUAUGGUCUCACGAUCUGUGUUCACCUUCAUGAGGUGACCACACAAUGCAGUUUGUGGUCUGAUGUACCAUUUCCUAAUUCACUCUUUGUGAGACUCUCAUUCAGUCUCUUUUCUCACACUCGCUGUUAUGGAGUUGUUCAUCUUCAUAGUUUUUCAGCUCCUGAUGGAGGUUCAGUCUUACAGUAAGUGAUGUCUAUUGUUUAAUUUUGAUUAAAUACUGUAUGUCCACAUUUGUCUAACAUA